UCGCUACAGACGCUUAAUAGUCUUUAUUUAAUUAAACACAUCUCGUUUUCUUCUUUAUAUUAUAUAUUAUAUUCUUGACAUUUAGGCAGAAAUGGCUGACACAAAAGUCGAUACCAGCUCGGAAGUCUCCGCCAAGGACCUUAAAGAAAAGAAACAGGUUGAGGAGGCAGAAAACGGAAAAGAUGCUCCCGCUAAUGGAAAGGCGGAGAACGAGGAAAACGGCGAUCAAGAAAAUGAAGUAGAUGAGGAAGAGGAGGAUGUUGGUGAGGAAGAAGAGGAGGAAGAUGAUGUAGAAGGUGAAGAUGAUGAUGAAGAUGAUGAGGCUGAGGGUGGUACAGGAAAGAGAGCGGCAGAGGAUGAUGAUGAUGAAGAUGAUGAUGAGGAUGUCGUUGAAACUAAGAAGCAGAAAACAGACGUGUAGAAAGCUACUCGGCCCGUAAACUUCUCAUCCCUCCUUUCCUUAACUUGUCCAAUGGGGAGGAAACAGCGUGGUCAUCAAGUAGAGUCCAGCAUCCGUGUACACACACCUAACUGCAGAUUUUGUAGAAACAACCAAGACUUCAAAGCUCUACCUUCUUACGAAAUACUUUAAAAGGAAAAAUUUGUUUGUAUUUUUAUUUACAUUUUAUAUUUUUGUACAUAUUGUUAGGAGGUCAGCCAUUUUUGACAGUGAUCUCUGGUUACCAAACGGUGCUUUGAAGUUGAUGCUUCUUUAAGGAUUAGACUUUACUUGUGGUUUGACCAUGUCAUGUUAUCUCAAAGGAAACUUGUAAAAAAGCGACAAAAAAUGUUAAAAAUGAGCGGGGAAAAAACUAGAAAAAACUUUUAAUUCAAAGCAUUCCAGUAACUUUGUGUAUGUACAUCAGUUGUAUCAUACGUAGUUGGAUUGUAUGAGAGGGCAAGGGCAAAAGAGAAGAUUUUCUUCUUUUCUUUCUUGCCUACUAAAUUGCUAUCUAUUUGUGGCCUGUUUGAUGUAUGUGUGAAAUUUGUUGUGCGACAAUAAACCGAAUUUUAUUUUGAGAGUUCUUUUUUUUUUCCUUUUAUGACUUUUCAUGAGUUUUAAUGUUGGAGCUGUAUGGGCAAGAAUAUCGGGCAAGAACCAGCAUUAUCUUCAGAUGCAGUUCAUGUUUUUCAUCAGCCUGUCAAAAUGUACAUCAAUGUAAAUUAUUCAGGCCUUUAAGACUCCAAAAUCUGGUAUAAAUUAUAUUGUGUUAAAUAAAACUGUCUGUGUGAAUUCUUCCA
Triplophysa rosa is the source of this 1242-nucleotide messenger RNA. RefSeq names its product prothymosin alpha a (gene ptmaa). The transcript is spliced from 5 exons. The coding region runs from base 92 to 421 and encodes 109 amino acids. Gene Ontology annotation, biological process: positive regulation of transcription by RNA polymerase II; negative regulation of apoptotic process. NCBI's taxonomy places the organism in Eukaryota, Metazoa, Chordata, Actinopteri, Cypriniformes, Nemacheilidae. Gene Ontology annotation, molecular function: histone binding. Gene Ontology annotation, cellular component: nucleus. The record is from RefSeq and is a predicted model, not a curated record.